AUGCAUUUCGUCGGCAACAGGGCGAUCGUGCUCGGUGACGGAGAAGAAGAGAUUCAACUCUACUACAGUUCGACUUACACUGCUGUAUCGGCUGUCCUACCGGUGGUCGUCAUGUUCCUGGGACUAUCGGCGGCGGAUAAGUUCUACAAAGGAAGCAAAGGAUCUCUCGUUCGGUUUGCAUCACUGGGCGUAUGCGGUGUCUGUGGAGGAGCGGCUGUCACAGAAAUGCAUUACCUGGGAAACAACGGCACUACCAACUACCGGAUCAUCCUAAGCUGGCCACACGUCGUUGGGGCCGCGUCUAUCGCUGUGGGCGCUUGUCUCAUUUCUUUCAGUCUCUUCUUCCACUGGAACAAGCAUUGGAUGAACAACGUCUGGCGACGAAUCAUCGUGGCCGUCGUACUCGCUUUGGCCGUCUGCGGAAUGCACUGGACUGCCGCAGCUGGUACCUGGUAUGAAAUCCGCGGCUACCACGACGGACCUGGCCAAGAGAGGAACACUAACCUCAUCAUCUCUCUUUGUCUUUGCCUGAGUGCGUGUGCUGUAUGCUUCCUUCUCGGCUUCAUCAAGCAGCGUCAGCGUCGAUUGGAAAAGAACCGAGCUCAACAGGUCGUUCUUGCCAUUGCCACAUUCGAUCCGGAAGGAAGACUGCUCGUCAGUCAAAGCGGACUGAUGCCCUGUCAGACAAUCACCCACCAGUUCCACCAAAGAACAUUUGACGACGAAUUCAACACAUCGCAUCCUGUGUUCCAAUGGAUCUUUAGGGUAUCGCGCAACUGGACUGGCAUUUCCGAUCUCAUCCCCACGAUGCGAGAGCAUCUACAAGCGACAGGAUACCUCCAAGCGCCUACCCACGGAAGUAACAGCCGAUCGUCUAUGGAAGCCGAUGACGAUAUCAGCUACUCGGCUACAUUCCGGGAGCUGUUCUGCGUCACAGCGCACGAGAUUGCGCAGACACUUGACACGAGCCUGCAGAAUCUUGGAAAUCUAUAUGAGGAGGUCUUGACAACGGGUACGGUGAUGAACCGCGCAAUCUGGACAGGCAACUACGGUAACAAGACCAUCGUGGCUGCAGACGUAGCGACAAAGGACCUAGAAGCUGGAGCGGUCAACCCCAUCCUAUUCGGAAGAGGUCAGAUGCUUGUACUUACAAAGAAGGUCGACACCACCGAGGCACAUCGACUACACAACCUUGGAUACGGAUUCGCGAGUGUCGAGCAGGUCAGCGACCAUCUGGCUCGCAGCCUGCAAAUCCCGCGCGAUGACCUCGAGAACCUUGUUGGGCGCCUACAGGCUUUCAGCGAGAGGCAGCUAUCCCUUCCCAAGAAAGGCACCUACAUCGGAUCCUUCCUUGUGCAGCCCAAACCCGGUAUGCGAGGCCUGGACGUCAUCGUACCGCGAGCUACACCUGGCCGCAUCCCGAUGGUGAAGCUGAGCAGCGACGAGCUCGACAGUCGGCAGCUGAACAUCCUCACGACCUUUAACGGUUGCAGUCUAGACGACUGUUUGGUGCGCAUCAACAAGCGGACCGCGACCGACUCGGAGGACGAUCUUUUCCUCGACAAGUUCCGCAACAGGAUCAUGGAACUUCUGCGAGACUGUCCCGAAGAAACUCUUCAUCGUUCAGUAUUUUCAUCGCAGCAGAUUGACAUGAUGCACGGUCAGACCGAGUCCAGCCAGGCCACCCUUUUCGCUUUCUGCGGUAUCAAGGAGAUUUACGUGCAGUCACUGCAAAGCCUGACACUGAAGACGAUUCCACUCUCCUUCUUCCAAACGUACCUGAGGUCACAGCCAGGAUGCGCCGACCACGCGAUACUGGCGCAAAAGAACCACAAGGAGUUUAGCAGCCUCCGACGCGUACCCUCCAUCACGAAAAUGCCACCCAGCAGCCGCGGCGGCAAAUGGACUCGCGGUUUACGUUCGAAGCGAUCAAAUUCAACGGAGUUGAGCUGGCAGCAAGCAGAUACGUGCUCGGAGAAGGGUCUGGUCAACUGCACCACGCAUUCCCAAGCUGAGCCUUCGUCGCAUCCAUGGGGAGGCAUCAUGGUUACUUCGACGCAGAACAUUCAUGUGGACGAGACCAAGGCGGGUGCAAAUGUAGAGCUCCACGAUCUCGGUGUUCGCGCCAAUGUUGGCAUGGCAGAGACGGAGCAACAGACAUUGGCAGACCGACUCAUGUCCAUCACGACUGCGUUCCGUGACCCGCACGCGAUUCGCCCGCCAGGUUACCACGGCAUCCGGAAGUAG
Messenger RNA from Alternaria ventricosa, 2247 nucleotides. RefSeq lists its product as uncharacterized. Bases 1 to 2247 code for a protein of 748 amino acids. The record is from RefSeq and is a predicted model, not a curated record. NCBI's taxonomy places the organism in Eukaryota, Fungi, Ascomycota, Dothideomycetes, Pleosporales, Pleosporaceae. The transcript is spliced from 2 exons.